Molecule: messenger RNA, 1343 nt
Organism: Babesia bovis T2Bo
Lineage: Eukaryota; Apicomplexa; Aconoidasida; Piroplasmida; Babesiidae
Product: Lariat debranching enzyme C-terminal domain family protein
Exons: 6
Coding region: 177-1331 (384 amino acids)
Biological process (GO): mRNA splicing, via spliceosome
Cellular component (GO): nucleus
Molecular function (GO): RNA lariat debranching enzyme activity
Source: RefSeq, a predicted model, not a curated record
AGCCGUCAUGAAUCAAUGAAAUAUAUUACUUUAUAGGUGAAUUAAACGUAUUAGAUGGAAGAUGUGUAGAGUUGUAAGGCCAUAUUAAACGCGAAGGUAGGGUAUUAUAAGUGGAAGCUGGAGCACAUAUUCUAAGCCCAUGUAUAGCACAUUUAACCUUCCAUAUACUCUUUAAAAUGCAUGUUGCAAUAGCAGGAUGCGUACAUGGAGAACUUGAUAUGAUAUAUGAAAAAAUUAAGAAGAAAGAUGAUGAAGACAAUACUAAAACCGUUGUAGUACUAUGUUGCGGUGAUUUUCAGGCUAUUCGAAAUGCUGCGGACUUGGAAGAUUUAUGUUGCCCGCCUAAAUACAAGCAUUACGGAGAUUUUAAAGAUUAUUAUGAGGGCAAAAAGGAAGCUCCUAUACUUACCAUAUUCGUAGGUGGAAACCACGAGGCUCCAAUGUUUUUAAAAGAGUUAUAUUACGGAGGAUGGGUAGCAAAAAACAUAUAUUAUAUGGGUCAUUCGGGUCUUGUAAACAUUAAUGGCUUACGUAUCGCGGGAUUGUCUGGAAUAUAUGAUGCUAGGGAUUUUAAGAGAGGGUAUUUUGAAACCGCUCCAUUGAAUGAAUUUACGAAACGUUCUUCAUAUCACAUACGUGAAUUUGAUGUGGAAAAACUUAUGAUGGUAGAGAAUCCGGUGGACAUUGUAAUAUCGCAUGAUUGGCCAAGAGGCAUCGAACGUUUUGGAAAUGUGAAUGAACUUAUUCACAAAAGAAAACAUCUAGCUCCAGAUAUAAAUGCGAAGAAAUUAGGUAGUCCACAUGCCUGGGAUUUGUUAAAGAAACUGAAACCACGUUAUUGGUUCGCAGCUCAUCAUCAUAUACGGUUCGAAGCGAACGUUGAACAUGAUGAGGGAAACACAUAUUUUCUUGCCCUUGACAAGCCAAUAAGGCCAGAUUAUUUUAUGGAAUUUAUUUUUGUACCACCCUCGAAAUCGCAGAAGCGUAAACAAGACGAAGAAGCAAAUCUGUGUUAUGACGUGGAAUGGUUAUCUAUCGUAGCAACAAAUGCAAGGCUGAUGCCCCUUAACUCAUUUCCAUCCUCGGUGGAUCUUUUAUUAAAAAAACCUAAUAAGAACAUGAAUCAGAGUGUUAUUGACGGUUUGUUGAAAGCAGGAUGUGAGCCUUGUACCAUAGAUGGGUCAACAGGAUACAAAAUUGUAUUUCCUGGUCAUGACUAUAUUAUAGAACCAUCAAAACAGCGAUCUAUGCUGAUGAAUAUGUUGAAUAUUAGCGAUAACGCUUACUUCUCUCCGAAAUCGGCAUCCAAAUUCAAAGUCAACAUGAAGUAAAUUUUCCCUUAU